Molecule: messenger RNA, 1308 nt
Organism: Colletotrichum acutatum
Lineage: Eukaryota; Fungi; Ascomycota; Sordariomycetes; Glomerellales; Glomerellaceae
Exons: 2
Coding region: 325-1137 (270 amino acids)
Source: RefSeq, a predicted model, not a curated record
CACAAGCGUCGAGACAAGGUGCUGUAUCCUCGAUUGGAGAACUUGCAAGAGACUAAAACACGCCUUGUAGUCACUCUUAUCUCUUCAUACUGCUUGCAAUCUCGCUUUCUUCGUCUGGAGCUCGCCUACUAUCAGUAUCUCGAACAAUAGCCCGCACUAUGAACCCCCUCUCGAGGUCCCAAAAUGUCCACGCGGGCAAGACAUAUGCAACUGACAAAGAUUGGCACCGUAUGCAGCCUACUAUUACCAAGCUCUAUCGAGAUGAGAAUAGAUCCCUGAGACAAUACGUGGAAGCUAGACAAGAAACUUAAAGAAGCUGAAGUAAUGGUAAUGCUUCGACAAAAGGAGGACCGCGACGCUGCAGGGAAGCGCUCUCGAUUCUUUCUCCGAGGCCAAGAAAUCAACUGGGAACGCGUGGUUCAGUAUCUGAAACAUAGGCCCGACUUACAAGAUACGUCCAGCGUUGAUAUUGCAAGAUAUCGAGAUACGAGUUCAGACAUCACAUGCUCUACACCCUCGCCGACUUUAUUCAAGAACGAAAUUCCUCGUCGGAUAACACCGCAUUCAGAUCUGCGUCUGCUUGACGAUUCCAUAAGGCUCAUACAUUCCUACCUUGAUGGGGCAUUUGAAACAGGUUUGGUAGUCAUCGAAGGGCAUAUUCUCUACGGACCAAACGGGGAACCAGCAAGACAAAGGGUCCGGAAGUGGCACGAAGACAUGGCCGACAUCCACGUACUGCUGAGCAGCAAAGAAACAACUGCUGCCUUCCGCCUUCUCAACAAGCAACUUGAUUUACUGAAGCAUCUUAUAAGGGAACAAGACCCCGAGUUGCUAUUACUAACAUUCCACGACAUCUUCGACCUGGAACCCAACCUCGCGGAGUCGCUCCUUGUCUUUGUGUGUAGGAUGCACCAGGCCAUAUUUGGCGAACACCACCCCCUCAGCUUGAUCUGGGACAAUUUCGUUCGCUUCACUGCAAAGGCCCGCUUACAGGCUGUCUUGAGAAUGGCCGCUUCUACCGCGAAGGAGAUGGAGGCGAGGAUGGGGGCUCAGUCAGUCUAUGUAGAGGCUCUAGAGUGCCUUCAGGUAGAUGUGCAUAAACAAAGGGGCUCCAAGGAUGCUUUCGGGAGUUCAUAAUGUUGACAAACCUCCAGGAAUGGCCUCCAGCACGCUUGGUUAGGACCAACAGUGGAUAAGCAAGAACAGUUGCGUCCCAAACCCAAUCAGAUAGAUUCAGCAGAAGCACAUUGACUGCAUGGUCUGUUCGAAUAUCAUUUUGAGAAUUUCAAGGUGCUCAGUAGAGAGGUC